AUGAUUCUUUGCCGACGAGGCUCCUGGAUAAGGAGCUGCCUGCUACCCUUGGUUCUGUUUCACACAGCCUGGGAGAUGGGAAGCAGCCAUCUCCAUUACACUGUACUGGAGGAGUCCCAGCAUGGCACUUUUGUGGGACGCAUUGCCCAGGAUCUGGGAUUGGCGGUGAGUGAGCUGGUGCCGCGGAUGUUCCGGAUGGAGUCUGAAGACCAUAGGGAUUAUUUUGAGGUAAAUGUACAGAAUGGGAUUUUGUUUGUUAAUUCCAGGAUAGACAGGGAAGAGCUGUGUGCUAAGAGCCCUAUUUGUGCCAUUCAUUUGGAGGUGAUUGUGGAGAAACCCCUGAUAAUUUUCCAUGUAGAAGUGGAGAUCAAGGACAUAAAUGACAAUCCACCUAUUUUCUCUGUGAAUCAGUUCAAUCUUUCUAUAUCAGAAUCAACAGUGUCUGACUCUCGCUUUUCACUAGAGGGUGCAUCAGAUGCAGAUAUUGGUAAAAAUGCUCUUAUUACAUACAGGGUCUGCCCAAAUGAAUAUUUUGUUGUGGACGCUCACAAUAAGCAUGGCAAAAGCACAUCGCCAGAGCUUGUUUUAAAGAAGACUUUGGACAGAGAGGAAAUCUCUUUGCAUCAUUUAUUGCUUACAGCAACAGAUGGGGGUCAGUUGGAACUCACAGGGACAGUACAGCUAGUGAUAUCAGUGCUGGAUGUUAAUGAUAACAGACCUGUUUUUAAUCAGUCAAUCUAUGAAGUGUGUUUACUGGAAAACUCAGCUGAUGGGACCCUAGUUGUUAAAACAGAAGCAACAGAUCUUGACGAUGGCAUCAGCAAGGAAAUUAUUUAUGCCUUUAAUACACCCCUAGCCUCAACUGCUCAAACCAUGUUUGACAUUGACCAAAAUACUGGAGAGAUAAGGCUGAAAGGUAAACUCGAUUUUGAAGAUGAAAAUGUAUAUGAAAUCCAAGUGCAAGCUAUUGAUAAAGGCCAACCCCCAAUGAUAGGUAACUGUAAAGUUUUGAUAGAAGUGUUGGACGUGAAUGACAAUGCUCCUGAGAUAUCUUUGAAAUCCCUGUCAGUGCCAGUGCCGGAGGACUCUCCGCUGGGUACUGUAGUUGCCCUCAUCAGUGUCUCAGACAGAGAUUUUGGAACCAAUGGCCAAGUGAGUUGCUUCUUGUGGCCUCCAGGGCUCCCUUUCAAGCUGACAUCAACCUUCAAGAAUUACUAUUCAUUGGCACUGGCUGAGCCUUUGGAUCGAGAGCAGGUGGCUAAGUAUAAGCUGGUGGUGACAGCCCGAGACCAAGGGGACCCAUCACUGUCAGCCAGUAGUAGCUUGGUGGUUCCUGUUGGAGAUGUGAAUGACAAUCCCCCCACAUUCAUGCAGCCCUUCUACACUGUCUUUGUGAGAGAGAAUAACCCGCCUGGUGCUCACAUCUUCACAGUGUCUGCCUCAGACCCAGAUAAGGACGAAAACUCCUUGGUUAGCUACUGGAUAGAUGAGAAACUGUGGCCGCUAUCAAGCUACAUCUCAGUGCACUCGGAGAGUGGGAAGGUCUUUGCCUUGCAGCCACUGGACUAUGAGGAGCUGAAGCUGCUGGAAUUCCAGGUGAGAGCAAAGGAUGCUGGGCUGCCGUCCUUGCAGAGCAACAUGACCAUGCAGGUCUUUGUGGUGGAUGAGAACGACAAUGCACCUGCAGUGUCUGGGCAAGAAGAAGAGAUUCCCCUCCUGCUGGUAAUUCCUGUGAGGGCUGGACAUGUGAUUGGCAAGAUCCAUGCCUUGGAUGCUGACUCAGGGUAUAAUGCAUGGCUACGCUACGAGCUGCUUGAAGCUACCAGUGGCCCUUGGCAGGUAGGGCUGUACAGUGGUGAGAUCAGCACCGCACGUUCCUUGCAUGAGACAGAAAGUGGAAACAGUCAGAGAAUGCUGGUUCUGGUGAAGGACCAUGGCAAACCAGUUUUGUCAACUACAGCCACACUGAGUAUAUCAUUCGUGCCAAGUGCCCAGGCUGUUCAAGCUGAUGCUCACCUUUACAGGAUGGGAGGGAGCCCAAAGCCUUUAAUGGAUAAUGCCAAUAUGUACCUAAUCAUUGCCAUUUGCUCAGUGUCUAGUGUGUUCUUGCUGACAAUCUUAGUAUAUAUGGCCCUACGAUGCCAGCGUCAGGCAAAAGACAUGGUGAUGUAUGGCCCAGGCACAGCCACGUUGGUAUGUGCCAGUGAAGUAGGAAGUUGGUCAUAUUCAAAUCGUCAUAGUCACAUCCUCGGGGGUGUGGCAGGAGAGGCUGGUAUCAAAAGUGACCUCAUGGUUUUUACCCCCAAUAUACCUAUCUUGGGAGAUGGUGGAGAGGUAGGGAAUAUGAAGGAGAUGGCCCCAGAUUCAUCUGGACAGGAACCAAAUAUUUUUGCCAUCAUUCUUACGAAAUUUGACUUGAUGGGGAGAAGGCAGCUGCUGCAGCUAUCCCUGCUCUACACAGCUUGGUUGAUGGGGAGCAGCCAGCUCCAUUAUUCAGUACUGGAGGAAUCCCAGCAUGGCACCUUUGUGGGCCGCAUUGCCCAGGAUCUGGGACUGGAGGUGAGUGAGCUGGUGCCUCGGAUGUUCCGGUUGGUUUCCAAAGACCACAAGGAUUAUUUAGAGGUAAAUGUCCAGAAUGGGAUUUUGUUUGUUAAUUCUCGGAUAGACAGGGAAGAGCUGUGUGCCCAGAGCCCUGUUUGUGCCAUUCACUUGGAGGUGAUUGUGGAUAAACCUCUGAUGAUCUUCCAUGCAGAGGUUGACAUCAGGGAUAUAAAUGACAAUGCUCCAGUUUUCCCAGUAAAUGAUCACAAACUGUUUAUUUUAGAAUCUAGGCUCCCUGGCUCAUAUUUCCCACUAGAGGGAGCUUCAGAUUCAGAUAUUGGUUCCAAUAGUCUGCUUACCUAUAAACUUAGUUCUAAUGAUUAUUUUCAGUUACGUGAAGAAAAGCACAGUGACCGCAGUAAGUCUCUAGCACUUGUGUUACAGAAUGCCCUGGACAGAGAAAAAUACUCUGAACAUCAUUUAUUACUCACAGCCACUGAUGGGGGACAGCCAGAGCUCAGUGGCACAGUACAGCUGGAGAUAAUUGUAUUAGAUGCAAAUGACAAUGUACCUUCCUUCAACCAGUCUGUAUAUGAAGUUCUUCUGCCAGAAAACAUCACAAAGGGAACCUCUGUCUUUACACUAACUGCUUAUGAUGUGGAUGAGGGAACGAAUAAAGAGAUAUCGUAUUCGUUGAGCAAUAUGAUGCCUUCCCAGUUAAAACGCAGUUUCUCUAUAGACUCAAACACGGGGGAAAUUAAAGUGAAAGGAGAGAUAGAUUUUGAAGAUACUAAUUUGUUUGAACUACAAGUUGAAGCAGCUGAUCAAAGCCCAUAUCCCCUGGUUGGACACUGCAAAGUACUGAUCCAGGUUCUAGAUGUGAAUGACAAUGUCCCAGAGCUAUUAGUGACAUCCCUGUCCGUUCCAGUGCCUGAGGACUCCUCAGUAGGGACAGUGGUAGCCCUGAUCAGUGUCUUUGACAAAGACUCUGGUGUCAAUGCACAAAUAAACUGUUCCCUCUGGCCAUCUAGGCAUCCCUUCAAGCUGACAUCCACCUUCAAGAAUUAUUACUCACUCGUACUGGCUGAGCCACUGGACCGGGAGCAGGUGGCCGAGUAUAGUUUGGUGGUGAUAGCCCAAGACCAAGGGGACCCCCCACUGUCAGCCAGCAGCAGCCUGGUGGUGCCAAUCAGCGAUGUGAAUGACAAUGCACCUACCUUUGCAAAGCCUUCAUACACAGUAUUUGUGAAGGAGAACAACCCGCCUGGUGCUCACAUCUUCACAGUGUCUGCUUCAGAUCCAGAUGUGGCUCAGAAUGCCUUGGUCAGCUACUGGCUGGAUGAGAAGCUCUGGCCCCUAUCGAGCUACAUCUCAGUGCAUUCGGAGAGUGGGAAGCUGUAUGCCCUGCAGCCCUUGGAUUAUGAGGAGGUGAAGCUGCUGGAGUUCCAAGUGAGGGCCAAGGAUGCUGGGCUGCCCUCCUUGUGUGGCAACGUGACCAUCCAAGUUUUUGUGUUGGAUGAGAAUGACAACGCACCUGCAGUGUCUGGUCCAGCUGAGGAUACCCCCACUCUGGUGAAGGUUCCAGUGGCAGCUGGGCAUGUGGUGGGCAAGAUCCAUGCCCUGGAUGCUGAUUCGGGCUACAACGCCUGGCUUCGCUAUGAAUUGCAUGAUGCAACUAGCAGCCCAUGGCGGGUGGGGCUUUACAGUGGUGAAAUCAGUACCAUACGUACUCUGGAGGAGACAGAGGGCAGCAACAGCCAGCGUCUGCUUGUUCUAGUGAAGGAUCACGGCAAGCUGGUACUGUCAACAACAGCGACCUUCAGUGUGUCACUGGUAGCUAGCGCCCAGGCUGCCCAGACUGAUGCCCGUCUCUCUAGGAUGGGUGGGAGCGCAAAGCCCCUGGCAGACACUGCUAAUCUCUACCUGAUCAUCGCCAUCUGUUCAGUGUCCAGCUUGUUCCUACUUGUGAUCCUCGUGUAUGUGGCCCUCCGAUGCCAGAGCCAGGCCAAGGAGGCAGUGAUGUACGGCCCUGGGACGGCCACUCUGGUGUGUGCCAGUGACAUGGGCAGCUGGUCAUAUUCCAAUCGCCACAGCCACAUCCUAGCGGGGGUGAGUGGAGAUGCUGGUGCCAAAAGUGACCUUAUGGUUUUCAGCCCCAACAUUCCUGUCUUUGCCAUGAAUGGAGAGUGUGGAAAUAUUGAAUAA
Molecule: messenger RNA, 4746 nt
Organism: Gekko japonicus
Lineage: Eukaryota; Metazoa; Chordata; Lepidosauria; Squamata; Gekkonidae
Product: protocadherin alpha-6-like
Exons: 3
Coding region: 1-4746 (1581 amino acids)
Biological process (GO): homophilic cell-cell adhesion
Cellular component (GO): plasma membrane
Molecular function (GO): calcium ion binding
Source: RefSeq, a predicted model, not a curated record